AUGUCCAUUAUACAGCAGGAGGCGGCCCACAUUCGUUCCGUGGAGCCUGAAAUUGAAUUGUCCAAUAUUGCUUCACCAUAUGCUACUAAUAUCGACACGGAGAGUGCCACCAGAAACUCCGUCGAGACAAAUGAACAAACUCCAGCAACUCCGCCUCUCAUGACAUUGAAAUAUCCAUCUAGAAACUUGUGGAGGGUAGCAUCAGUGAGUUUUUGGGCAGCCUGCGGCGGCUUCUCCGAUGCUGCUCCUGGAGCAUUAUUGCCGUCGAUGGAAGCUUACUAUAAAAUUGGAUACGCCACGGUCUCGCUUAUUUGGAUGUCGAACGCCGUAGGAUUCAUCUUGGUGGCCUGCUUUUCCCAUAAAAUCACCCCUUGGUUUGGGAAAAGAGGUUCUCUUACUUAUGGGAUCUUUCUGUCUGUGGUGGCAUACGCUUGCAUUGCCAGUGGAGGACCUUUCCCAUUGAUUUGUGUGGGGUUCUUUUUUGCUGGAAUAGGUCUUGCCACUGUCUUGGCCCAGUCGAAUGUGUUCCUCACCAAGCUAGACAAACAGUCCAAGUACCUAGCCUUGUUUCAUGCCUGCUACGGCGCUGGCGCCACAAUUGCUCCACUUGGAGCGACCAGCAUGGUGAAAAACGGCACGAAAUGGCAUUUCUUCUACCUCAUUUUGCUAGCAAUGAUGGUGAUCAACUCAGUCACUGUGAACUAUGCCUUUAAAGGUGCCGACGAGGAUUUGCUGCCAUGGGACCACGUUGAACACAGGCAAGAGGAGAGCAACAACCAAAGCGGGCAGAGCAUCAUGGUUUUGGCUCUCAAGAAUACCCCAACAUGGCUCAUUGCUCUUUUCGUAUUUUGCUACGAAGGUUCCGAAGUUGUCCUUGGAGGCUGGAUCGUUACCUAUCUCUUGGACUACCGAGGCGCUGGACAGAGCUACGGUUACGUGCUGUCUGGAUUCUGGGCAGGGUUGACGUUGGGAAGACUUCUUCUUACAAGGCCACUUCACAAGAGCAUUGGAGUUCGUAAAAGCGUUUUCUUGCUAGCAAUCUUUGCCAUAGCCAUGGUAGUUGUGUCGUGGGUGGUUCCCAACAGCAUUGCAGUGGGUGUGUUUGUUGGGUUUGCGGGACUAUUCAUUGGCCCCACGUACCCGCUCAUGAUCACAGCCGUUUCGUUUAUGGUGCCUAGGAAAAUCCAGGUGGUGAGCUUGACGAUCAUGACAGCAUUUGGCCUGAGCGGUGGAGCCAUUUUUCCCUUUGUCACUGGUCUCAUUGCAGAAAAACUGGGCGCCUACGUGGUGUUGCCUAUUUUCAUUGCGUCGUACAGCGUGAUGUUAGUUUUCUGGCUUCUUUUGCCAAACAUCGACCGUAAGUCUGGAUCAACCAUAGAGAGUACGUGGAAAAAGCUCUGGAGCGGGCUUCGGAGUCGGGCCUCACAAUUCUUGAAGUUUGUGUGA
Molecule: messenger RNA, 1446 nt
Organism: Candidozyma auris
Lineage: Eukaryota; Fungi; Ascomycota; Pichiomycetes; Serinales; Metschnikowiaceae
Exons: 1
Coding region: 1-1446 (481 amino acids)
Biological process (GO): transmembrane transport
Cellular component (GO): membrane
Molecular function (GO): transmembrane transporter activity
Source: RefSeq, a predicted model, not a curated record